Messenger RNA from Alternaria arbusti, 1143 nucleotides. RefSeq lists its product as uncharacterized. Bases 1 to 1143 code for a protein of 380 amino acids. The record is from RefSeq and is a predicted model, not a curated record. Lineage: Eukaryota; Fungi; Ascomycota; Dothideomycetes; Pleosporales; Pleosporaceae. The transcript is spliced from 2 exons.
AUGUGGUUGGUACUCGCUCAACUGAUGCUGUCAAGGGAAAUGAAGCGGAUCGUGGAGAUGGGAGAUCGGCCAAAGGUAUUGCAGACAGCAUCCCUCUCGACAGUGCCUGAUGUAGAGGACCCCAUCGUUCAGGCUCUUGUGGCCUUCAGAUCACUCUUGCUAGACCCACGGCCGACCUUCCAUCUCCGUAUGUUGCAAACAAGGAAGGAUACGAUCCUCAACGCAAUAAGCGGCAUGCUUGAUCCAACAAGUGCCAAACCUAUUAUCGCACGGCUAGAAUAUCACACCCCAGAAGAUAUCAAGAGGUUGGUGUUUGAUCAUGCGGCCGAUCAGCAUUUUCAGGGUCUACAGGAUAGACCUGGAGUGGGCAAGACAGGCUCUCCUGGCUACAAACAGCUGGAAAAGUGGCUAUACGACCCACGAGCAUUUCCGAUACUGUCCUCUGUCUAUGAUAGGUCUACGAUAUGCCCAGCAGUACUUCCCGAAGUCUGCCGCAUCAGCGAGUUCAUCCGCGUCGGUGUGGGUCGGGCGUGGAUACGACAGAGCACGUUCGUCUUUGUAGCCGAAGACUACGAAGGAGUGAGGCGCGAAACGUCAUGGCUGCGCGCUUUCUUGGCUCACUUCCCCGGCCGCGCAUCACCAUUUGCGCUUCUCCACACCAUCUGCCUCCCGUAUUGGAGUUCAUGCCCCUUUGCGGCCGAUUCGAAGCUCGACAUAGUUCGCGAAUGCGCUUUGCAGGCGCCGUUGCGUACCCUGAAGCUGGGCAUUCAGCAGAAGGAUCUACGUGGGUAUAUCGACUCGCCAGUUUCAGACGCCAGCAUCUGGGAAUACAUAGAGUUGAGCGGUCUUUGUAAGCUCUUUGACCAGGAUAUCAAAGAGGUCGUACUUGUCAAGGGAGUUCUAGAAGACUACCCAGGCUUCUGGAUCACGGAAACCAGAGAGGAUUGGGACUUGUGGACACGCAAGAUCGGCGCGGCUUUACAUAAAGGCUUUAUGCAUCGCAACCGCAAAACGCGGAUCUACAUCGAUUGGGAUUCGGACUGGCAAACGGCGAAGGACGACAGCGCCCUUUAUCUUGAGCAAAUCACCAUGGAAACAUACCAAACCCUACUUGGGGCAUGUCCAAGCAAUUAUGGGGCUUGA